Helianthus annuus (common sunflower) is the source of this 805-nucleotide messenger RNA. Its product is annotated as beta-glucuronosyltransferase GlcAT14A. Gene Ontology annotation, cellular component: membrane. The transcript has 4 exons. Gene Ontology annotation, molecular function: glucuronosyltransferase activity. Bases 383 to 775 code for a protein of 130 amino acids. NCBI's taxonomy places the organism in Eukaryota, Viridiplantae, Streptophyta, Magnoliopsida, Asterales, Asteraceae. The record is from RefSeq and is a predicted model, not a curated record.
ACAUACGAUUUCGUUUUCUUUGAUCUGAUGUUUCAGAUUCAAUGGUUUUGUUAGAUUCUUUGUUUGUUAGAUUAUCGUACGUGAUUGAUGUUAUUGUGGUAUUGAUUCGUGAUUUCGUGGUUUUGAUUUCAUUAGAUUCAUGUGUUAAUUUGGGGGAAAAUGAAGUGGUGUGUGUGAUUUGAUUUGAGUUUUGAGUGAAAUCAGAAAUGUAAUGUGAGUUUUGUUUAUGAAUUGGUGAUUUUAUUUAUUUUUUUAUUUAUUUUUGUGAUUUGAUUAGAGUUUUUGAGUGAAAUCUGAUAUAUGAAAGUAACUUUUUAGUCGGUUACGGUUGCAUGAAUUUGUGGUUAAUCAUCCACUGUUCGUGAAGUUUGGUAAUGUGGUGAUGAUCACGAAGACGAACCUCGUGACGUACCGUGGACCGACUAUGGUGGCGAAUAUGCUUCACGCGGCGGCGAUGUUGUUGAGAGAUGGUGGAGAUUGGGACUGGUUUAUUAAUUUGAGUGCUUCUGAUUAUCCACUGGUCACUCAAGACGAUCUGAUUUAUGUGUUCUCUUCGUUACCGAGGGAUGUUAAUUUUAUUGAUCAUACGAGUAAUAUUGGAUGGAAAGAGUUUCAAAGAGCGAAGCCUGUGAUUGUGGAUCCUGGGUUGUAUAUGAGUGAAAAGAGUGAUGUGUUUUGGAUAACACAGAGGAGGAGUGUGCCAACAGCUUUUAAAUUGUUUACAGGUUGCAAAGCUAGAGGAUUUAAUUACAGGUGCCAUUUCAAGGUAUAUUGAUGUUUAUCUUCUAAAGCAAUUUAACCGAAC